AUGAGGACAGCGAACGAUGUGGACGAUUUGUCUCGACUCUCCCUAUUGGACGAAGUCGUCAUUCUCAACCACUUACGAGAACGGUUUCAAAAAGGAAAGUACUAUACAUUCAUAGGAGAUGUGUUGAUCGCUCUGAACCCAAACAAGCCUUUGAAGAUCUACACCGAUGAGUACCAUCAGCAGUUCAGCAAGUCUGACGCCGAUGGAGGAAAACAGCCACACAUUUUCUGGAUAGCACAGCAGGCGUACCACAACUUCCGGGCCAAUGAGCAGGCGCAGUGUGUUCUGGUCAGCGGGGAGUCUGGUUCGGGAAAAACUGAAUCGACCAAGUUAAUCAUCAAACACAUUUCCUACAUGUGUCCUUCCGCCGAAAGCAGUCUUCAUGAACAAAUAGUUCGAAUCAAUCCGCUGCUGGAAGCUUUGGGAAAUGCGGUCACUCCCAUGAACGAUAACUCUAGCAGAUUUGGAAAACUUGUAGAACUCUUCUUUACAAAUGAUGGUCACAUGAGUGGAGGCCGGAUUCACGACUACAUGCUGGAGAAAUCGCGCGUCGUGUGCCAGGGUCCAGGGGAGAGAAACUUUCACCUGUUCUACUACAUGUUCGCAGGCCUGUCCAGGGAGAAGCUGCUCUACUACUACCUCGAGGAAGCGCACACUUACAAAAUUCUCAUGAACAGUGAUAGAGAUGGCAAGUCUCCAUGGCAACCAGAAGAUGUAGCAGUGUACAAAACCAAGUUCAAAGAGCUUAUGGAAAUCAUACGACUUAUUGGUUUCACAGACGAGGAUGUUGCCGCUAUUUUCACGCUUCUUUCCUCCAUCCUGCACGUGACAAACAUCGUGUUUCACGACGACAUUGACACAGAUGGCGUCUACGUAGUCGAUGAAUUCCCGCUGCGUAUCGCUUCUAAUCUGCUCAGGGUGGAUGUCCAGGAAUUCACAGAGGCGCUUAUUUCUAACACAGUGUUCGUCAGAGGUGAAAGGGUUCAAAGCUUGAAAAAGCGCCACCAAGCGGAAGAUGGAAGGGAUUCCCUGGCCAAGGCCAUCUACUCUCGUCUGUUCGGCUGGAUAGUUGGUCAAAUCAAUGUACACCUGCAGCCUACCCUUGACAGGUGUUCGAGUGCGACCAUUUCGAUUCUGGACAUGUCUGGGUUCGAGUGUCUGCGGAAGAACUCGUUUGAACAGCUGUGUAUCAACACUGCCAACGAGCGACUGCACCAGUUCUUCAACAGUCAGAUCUUCUCGCUGGAGCGCGCCGACUACGAGGAGGAAAACGUCCCCCUCGACCUGGUCGAGUUCAAAGACAACCACACUCUCAUUGAUUUGUUUUUCCAAAAGCCGCUUGGAUUAUUUUCCAUCAUUGACGAGGAGUCGAUGUUUCCUCGCGCAACAGACAACAGCCUCGUUCAGAAACUCAACAACGUCUGCGCAUCAAAUCAGAGUUACGUCCCCUCCCGCGGCAAUGUGACGUCAUUCACGAUAUCUCAUUAUGCUGGAGAUGUGACGUACGACGCUCGCGGGAUGCUAGAGAAGAAUCGCGACUGUCUGAGUAUGAACCUCAGCGAGUGUAUGUCGAGGAGUUCCAGCGACAUGGUGGCGCUCUUCUUCACGUGCUCACCGCCACACACUGGAUCCUUCUCCAAGAAGUUCGGCUCGAAGAGAAUCAGACCACAUCUCCAUGGACCAACAUCAGCGUUAGACAGCGGUGACUCGAGCUUGUCCAGGGCAACCGCAGAGAGACUCAGACGUCAGAGGUAA
Messenger RNA from Gigantopelta aegis, 1755 nucleotides. Its product is annotated as myosin-IIIb-like. NCBI's taxonomy places the organism in Eukaryota, Metazoa, Mollusca, Gastropoda, Neomphalida, Peltospiridae. The coding region runs from base 1 to 1755 and encodes 584 amino acids. Gene Ontology annotation, cellular component: myosin complex. The transcript is spliced from 12 exons. Gene Ontology annotation, molecular function: cytoskeletal motor activity; ATP binding. The record is from RefSeq and is a predicted model, not a curated record.